AUGGCGGUAUGUGAUACCUCUAAUUCUACUAAAGUUGGUAAUGGAGAUAUCACUUCUGCUCCAACUUUGAUUGAUUCGAACAAUUUCAUGUAUAUGCAUCCAUUUGAUAAUAUAGGCGCGAUGCUCGUACCAGAGAUUGUAGAUAGUGUUGGGUAUGUUCAGAAUUUUGCUGAGCUCUGGAAAGAGUUGGAGGAUAGAUAUGGGCAAAAGCAUGGGGGGAAAUUAUAUCAAAUUCAGCAAGAAAUCAAUGAUUUGUCUCAUGGAUCCCUCGACAUCAUAGUUUUUUAUACAAAGUUGAAGAAUUUGUGGGAGGAACUUAACACUUUGAAUACCAAAGCUCAAUGUACUUGUAGUUGCACUUGUGGAGCAAAAGAAAUUUUUUACAAGUGCGAGCAAGACAGAAGGAUAGUUCAAUUCCGAAUGGGACUCAAUGAGAUUUAUACGCUAAUACGAGGAAGUAUCCUUAUGAUGAACCCACUACCCGCCAUGGAACAAGUUUUUUCUCUGUUGGUUCAAGAUGAACGACAAAGGGAGACCAAUCCUUCCAAUCAUCUUACUCUUGACUCGACUGCCUUGCAUGAUGCGAUUGAUAAGCGCACACGCUAUAAUACCAACUACUCCACCAACAAUUCCACAAACUUGAAGUAUAAGGACAGGUUUUGCAGUUACUGCACGAGAACUUGCCAUCUCAUAGAGAAAUGCUACCAUGUCCAUGGUUAUCCACCUGGUCACAACAACAGUCUGAACCAAAAUAGGAACACUCAGUCAGCUCAAAGGGAGCCAGAAUCAUACACAGAAGUUGUUAUUGAUCCUGCAUGGAAACUGGUCAUGACACAAGAGUUUGAUGUUCUGCAUUCUAAUCACACUUGGGACUUGGUCCCUUUACCCCCGGGAAGAAAGUUAUAG
This is a messenger RNA of Solanum lycopersicum (tomato), 906 nucleotides long. RefSeq lists its product as uncharacterized. Lineage: Eukaryota; Viridiplantae; Streptophyta; Magnoliopsida; Solanales; Solanaceae. The record is from RefSeq and is a predicted model, not a curated record.